CGAUGGGCACGAGAGCGAGUCGCCUCCAGGAAGACCCGGUGGUGUCGUCCACUCUCGGGAAGGAUGGCACUGCCAAGCGGGAUUCGUACCGGCGACCCCGCUGCGCCAGGCCCACGAGCCUCAUGGUGGACUUCUCGGGCAGUUUCGACGACACCGAAGUGAACCGGAGCCGUUCGGAGGAGGGCAGCGACUCUGACCUAGGGCAGCAUGGCGCGAGCGCCGACGGAAGCCCGGCCGACCACCACGGCAUCCCGGCAAGCAUGAACCAGGCGUCCCCGGCGGACGACAACCACAGCGAGGGCAAGGCGGAGGAGGACGGCAGCACGAGCCCGGAGGCUCCAGCCAACGCCGAACACCAGCCCGGGGAGGAAACGGGCCGCACACCCCACCGCACUUUCUCCGAGCGGCUGCCCGGAAAUCGGCACAACGGGGGCCGCAGCGUCGGCGCCAGGUCGGCCAGGGUCCGGGGCACUCACCAGCGGCCGGUGUCUGAGGCUUGGAUCGGCCUGUACCGCGUCAACAACCGCCAUGGCAAUAUCCGCUGUCCUUUCUGCUCCAAGCUAUUCCCGGGCGGUCGCAUCGAGGAUCACCUGUUGAGCUGCCUCACGUCGCCGCCGCUUCCCUACAACACGGAUGUGCUGAGCAAAGACAGCGGCGAGUGCUCCAUCUGUCUGGAGGAUCUGGUGCAGGGCGAGACCAUUGCCAGGCUGGCGUGCCUCUGCGUCUACCACAAGAGCUGCAUCGACGCGUGGGCCAAGGUGAAGCCCUGCUGCCCCGAGCACCCCUCGGACUGACUCCCAGGUCACAUGACUUCCCCCGCGACGACUCAGGAGACCACAUGCCAACACUUUCUCCUUAUGGAAGAUGUCCGUCAAUCCAUAAGGAAGUUCCCCGCGGCGUGGACCUCCUCCUAUUGGUCCGGACCAUUUCACCACAAACUGUCAAAUUCCAAACAACCGAAAAGGACGACGGUGGCUACUUUUUGGUUUUAACUCCUCGCUUGCUGGGCGUCUGAUGACGUAAUCGCCCCGUAAGGAGACGGGACGGUCGCCUCCUGUGUAGCCGGCGGGCGGCGCUUUGAUGGAGGCGGGGUCGGGUUUCGUCGUCACCGGCUGUUUAAGUGUUAACAUUUUUAAGAGGGGUUAGUUGGUUAGUGCGCUGUUCCGCGCUGGUGUUUGCACCCAUUUGAGCACUUUUUUGUCCCUCGAGGCUUUUUUUUUUUUUUUUUCUUAUUCAGUUUGCUUUCGAGCGUUGGACUGGAGAUGAUGCCGAGUGAGUGUUUAUUGUGAAUUACCCGCAAUUCUUUGUUGGUUUUGUUACAUCAUGUUACAUGUGGCAACGGUACUGCUUUUUGAAGCCCAUCAUCAUCUUCCCGACCCCCCCCCCCCCCUCCCCUCCCCCGGAUCUCUGGAAUCCACUCUUUUUCGCCGUUUCAGCCUUAAAGGGACGGCGCUACCUUUUUGUAAUUGUGAUAUUUUAAAGUAUGAUAUCAUAACGACCGUGAUUAUAUAGCUUGACGUAUGACUUUCUUUUCAAGCCUAUGUGUGUGUGUGUGUGUGUGUGUGUGUGUGCUGCCUUUGCUUGUUCGCUGUUUUUUUUGGGGGGGGGGGGGGGCACUUUAGAAGCCGUCAGAAAUCAAAGAAUUAAGAACGACUGAUGUAGGAAGUCUUUUUAUUUUUCUCCCCCCCAAUCAUCCCCGUUUGGUUUGGAAAGCCGUUGGAGCAUUUAUUCAAUCCUCUUGAUAUCCAGCUUAAGUCCACGUACUAGUAGGCUCUGUUUUUCCCCACGAAUAGUGCCACUUUUGGCUUCCUAGACCGCAUUACAAAUAAAUGCUGAAACAUCUUGCCAUAAAGCUGUUUGAGCAUUUAUUCCAUAUCCAAAUGUCCAUGUACUAGUAUGCGCCACACUAGUAAGACAGUUAAGCACAUUAGUAGAAUGACUAGACAACACUAGUAGAAUUACUUUCUUACUAGUAACGUUUUCCCCCCCCACCAUUUUCGCCAUUUUUGGCCUACAAGUACGCAGCAGGAUUAAAUAUGAAUAAAUGCCCAAAUGGCUUUUCAUAAAGUUGUUUGAGCAUUUAUUCGAACCAGUCAUUCUACUAGUGCGCUAUAUGACUUACUAGUGAGUACUAGUAAAGAACGUACUAGUACAUGAAUAUGGAAUAAAUGCUCAAGCGGCUUUCCAUUUUCUUGUCCCUGCUGAGGUGCUACAACUCGUCCUGCCACUAGGGGGCAGCCCUGUGCAUGUUUAACAAGAAGAAGAAGAAAUAAGAAUAAUGCCAAAUUGUUGUGCGUGUGUGUAGAUGCUCAUUCGAUGUUACGUUUGUUGUGGUGAUAAUUUAUGACGUGUACUCUUGAGGUGCGUGCGUGCGUGUGUUUUCAAUAAAGUGGGCGGACAGCCCUCAUUUAAUUCGCGUGGUGCAAUACCUCAAAUUUUUACCAAUGCUAACUCGCAAAGCUCGCUCUGUGUAUGUAUGUAUGUAUGUGUGUAUGUGUGUGUGUGCGCGCGUGCGCGCGCGUGCCUGUGUGUCCUCAACCAAGGAUGGGAUUUUGUAUAAAUAGACCCCACCCCAGAUCUGUUCCCCCGCGUGCGUCCCUGUCAGACGCCACAGCUUUCGUCCAGCAUAUAACGGACGGACAAUCUGGAAAGGGAGGGGGGGGAAAAAAUAAAAAAAAAUACUGCAGAGGCGUCAUUUUAUUUAUUGAAUUGUAAAUAUGUAAUGCAAUUAUAAAAACAAAAAGAAACGGCUGGUCUUUGUCUGUUGGAUAUACUGUUUCUAAUGCUCCAAUCUUUUGUAUGUCUCAAAUUGUUUUUAUAUGUAUUUUUUACAAUAAAUGUGUGAAGAGGA
Molecule: messenger RNA, 2851 nt
Organism: Phyllopteryx taeniolatus (common seadragon)
Lineage: Eukaryota; Metazoa; Chordata; Actinopteri; Syngnathiformes; Syngnathidae
Exons: 5
Coding region: 3-794 (263 amino acids)
Source: RefSeq, a predicted model, not a curated record